Anas platyrhynchos (mallard) is the source of this 9495-nucleotide messenger RNA. The record is from RefSeq and is a predicted model, not a curated record. NCBI's taxonomy places the organism in Eukaryota, Metazoa, Chordata, Aves, Anseriformes, Anatidae.
AUGGAUACACAUGUCAGGAAAAUGGCACAAUUGCUGGACAAUGAUCAGUUUUUGGAAAAAGUCGGUGUGACCACAAAAUCCAGUGUACAGAGUGAUCAUCCACCAUGGCAAGAUUUUACUCUGUCUGAUCUAGGACCGGAUAACGGAUUGCUGGUAAUGCAUAUUAACGAGACACAAGAUCUCCUGAAAGUAGAAAUGAAGAAAAUACAGUCAGAAAAGGUACAAACCACAGAAGAAUGGCUAAGAAACUACAGUUUAGAAUCCUUGAAAUUAACAUUAGAACAUCUGAUGAAAGAAGGCAAUGUUAUUUCGGAUUCAAGAAACGGUGUUGAAGAGGUAGAGUUUACAGAGGAGACUGUUACCGAUUUUGAGUCCAGACUUUCUGAGGUGAUUGAACUUUAUCAGCAGCGAAUUCAGUGGCUGUUGAAGGACAGCAGAAAGGUGUUUGGCCUUGUAAAAGGUACCAAAGUUGGACUUGUGGUUGAUGUGUCUGAUAUGAACUACAAACCUCGACUACUGGAUUUUCAGAAAGACCUUUUGUGUUUAAUAGAUGAACAGCUGUGUUAUAAGAAGCAAUUGUAUUGCCUCUCAUUUGGUACAGAAAUUUCACCUCUGUGGGAGAGUCCAAAAACCAUCAAUGUUCAUGUGCUACAUGAAGCAAGACAGUGGGUACAGCAGCUGGCCCCUGGUGGAGGCUGCAAUUUACUGAAAGCCUUAAAACAUGUCUUUACAAUGAAAAAGCUGAAUUCUCUGGUUAUUAUUGUAGGAAGCUGCACUGAUCAGCCUUUGGAAAUACUGGCUGACUAUGCUCAGCAAUGUAUGCUGGGGAGAAAACUUCUGGCUCAUGUUGUUAUAUAUGAUUGCAGCAGUCCUGCUGCUCUCGCAGUUCUAAAGAACCUUGCAGAACUUGUAAGAGUCCGUUAUCAUUGCUACUCUUCAAAGGGGGAGAUUUCUGAUAGUAGUGAUCUUUAUCUGCUACUUCAAGAAUGCCAGAAGGCUAAGGAUCUGCUCAAGAGUAUCAAACAAAAUUUUCAAAGGCGAAUUGGUGGCUCACUUACCAGUAGAAUAGCAGAUGUUUCCACAGAAUUUGCAAAUACAGCAACUUCCAGCUUCCUACCAAAGCCUCCAAAGCAUGAAGGACCAUUAGUUAUUCAAACACCAUGCUUCCUGGCCAAAACUUCAACAGACUGGUUAAAGACAAAUGGAUUGAAAGCUAAGAAGUUAAACCUUUAUCAAGUUUUGGCUCCCAAUGCUUUCUCUCCUGUGGAAGAAUUUGUACCAAUUCUUCAAAAAACAGUAUCAUCAACUCUGCAUGAGAAAGUGAUGAUGCAGUUUGAAUGGCAUGAUGGAACUAUGAAAAAUAUCCAUGUUGACCUGCCAGUAUUAUACAACUAUCAGAAACUCCUUGCCAAAAUGGUAAGAAUCUAUGAAAAACAAAUCGACUGGCUGUCCGUUGCUAGCAGAAGAAUAUGGGGAAAUGUUUAUGAAAAGAGGGUGGUUAUACUUGUUGAUAUAUCAGCGACAAACUCUAUGUACAUCAUCCAUAUCCAACAUUAUUUGCGACUUUUACUUGAGGAACAAAUGUCAGAUAAGGAUUACUUCAAUAUUAUAGCAUUUGGGAGUGACAUUGUGCCUUGGCAGCUGGAACUAGUUCCUUCUCAACCAGAAAACUUACAAAAAGCUUGGAGGUGGGUGUUGAGCUUGCAAUGCAGAGGGAGUAGAAAUUUCAUGAGUGCUCUCAGGCAAGCUGUUGAAGUAGACUUCAAAUAUAAAGAUAAACACAAAUCACAAGGACUUUACCUCUUGACUACUGGAAUACCUGAUCAGGAAACACACUUAAUCAGUACCUAUGUGGCUGAGGCUUGCAGAGGUUUUGAUUUGCAGCUUCAUGUCUGUCUGUUCAGUGUAAUGGAAGAUGUUGACUCCAGUGGGAUUAUUCCAGCCCGCUAUGCUAACCCAACUGAAACUGCCAUCGCUUUUAAAGAAAUAGUACAUGCAGCCAAUGGGAGAUUUCAUUGGUUUGGAGAAGCAGGUAUUUUUGAAAGUGAUGAUAUCACUGUUAUUGUGUCUGAAAUUGAAAAAGCAAACAACUACUCCCAAAAGUGUGCAUUCUUAGUGGAAUCCUUAAAGCAACGUUCAGGAAAUCAGUCUGCUAACCCAUUUGUACCAGAAGCAAGCUCAAACAUGCUUGUGACAAAAGAGAAAAGAAAGCCACAGAAGCUGCUAUCUCCAAAACCCACAGCUCUGAGCCUGGCUAGAAUGUAUAUUAAAGAAAACCACAGUGCAAAGAAAUCUUCUUCCAUAAGAGUACUGGCAUGGCGUCCUACUAGUGCAAAAGCAGAAAUUCCACCAGUACAAACAAUAAAAAAAUGGCCUCAGACUGAGAAUAAAAGAAAAGAUAAAUCAAGGAAACAGACAGAGUGUUCUGUGUCAGUAUUCUAUACUGAUAAAGGAAGAAAUGUGGGUACAGUAUACCGAAAGUAUCCAAAGACAACGUGCACAAGAAAGAGCGUUCCCUCUGUUACAUUGCCAAAAAAAGAGGAAAUCUGUUCAAGCAAAGAGUGGCUGACUAAGUACAGUAUUAAAAAACUUAAACUGGAAUUGCCCAGACUGAUGUUUGGUCCAAGCUGUACUCACCGAAAGAAAAUUGUGGAGUCUCUGCACAAGAAAGUAUCAGCAAAAUACUGCACUAUCUUCCCUAGUGUAGAAGUCAAUGGGGUUGUGAAACAUCUGCAGGUUCAAUCUAAAGAACUGGAAAUCUACACUGAACAAAUGGAGAAGGUGUUGCAACGCUAUCUACAAAGAAUACAGUGGCUUCUGUCAGGAAGCCGAAGAUUGUUUGGUACCAUUUUAGAAGCAAAUGUCUGUGUUUUAAUUGAUACGUCUGGUUCCAUGGACCCAUAUUUGCCACAUAUCACAAAAGAACUUGCAUCCCUUAUCUGGGAACAGCUAAGAAAAAAUGAAGUCAGGUUUAACCUGCUGAGAUUUUCAGAAAAUACAGAGAGCUGGAGGGAGUAUCUUGUAGAGGCUACUGAUAAAACAUGUCAUGAUGCUGUGCAGUGGGUGUCCAAAUUCCACGCUCAUGGUAAUACAUGUAUCCUUAUGGCUUUACAGAAAGCUCUCAGUUUCCAAGACAUAGAGGCACUGUAUGUAUUGACUGAUGGAAAACCAGAUACCAGUUGCAGUCUGAUUUUGAAAGAAAUUGAAAGUUUGAGAAAGAAACAAGAUAUUAAAAUUCACACCAUUUCAUUUAGCUGUGCGGACAGAGAAGCUAAUGAAUUUCUGAAGAAGCUUGCGUCCCAAACAGGAGGGCGCUACCACUGCAGUUUUGGAGAUGUGGAUGGCCAACUAGCAGCACACCGAAUGUUGAUGGAGGGGUUUGAUGAUGAAGAUGAUCCAGUUUUCCCUUACUUUGAAGGAGAUGAUUUAAAGAAACUUACUGAAGAAGUAGCAAAAGCUAGAAGUUUUUUAAAGCAGGCAAAAUCUUUGAGGUUAUUACUAGAAAAUUGGAAUAUGAACCGAAAGGACAAUUCUGUCUUUAAAAAAAGUGCUCAGGUAAACAGUCACCACAAUAGAUCAUAUCUUACAUAUAGUUGAAGUAUUCCAAUAGAAGGAUAACAUUUUGUAAACUUAAUGCAAAGUGUAUUAAGUUGCAGGUGUGACACUUCCAAACCUAAAAACAUUGUAAUGAUUUUGGUGCUUAACUGAAAUAGUUCCACAGUAUAACCUAAUACACAAAGAACACUUCAAAAAGAAGUAUGUUGUUUGGGGUGAGCGAAGCUAGGCAGAUGUGUAUUUAUUAUUAAUGGUUUAGUUUCUUCUAAGAAUAAGCAGCUAAGCACGUAACAGGGAGAGUUAGGACCAGAUAUAAUGGCUGUAAUACGAAGUGCUACAUGGGCUGCAUGUUUUAUCAGCUAAAUGAGCAAGAGUGAUCGGAAAAAGACCACAUUAAUAGUAAAGACAACCUCAACAAAUACAGAACUAUUAUUACAAGAUUGUGGGAGAGGCAGCUGGACAAACCAAACCACUCACAGAGCCAACCCGCUACUUCUAAAUUAGCAAAUUAAAAAAACAGGAAAAGAGAAAUUGCUGGUUGUGAAUGCAACAGUGCUUUCUCAGGGUUAAACAAGAAAAGUAAGAGCUGACAGAAGCAUUUGUCACAGAGCUGUUUGAGGGGAAAAAUGGACAGGCAAACAACUAUAGAGAGAGUUGUAGUAAAAACCUCAGGCUUGACGACAUGUUCAUCAAGGAUUGGGUGAGGCAGAGGCUAGUGUCCCACAGCUAUCAUUUGUCUUUUAGUCUUCUGAGGUAAACUACUGAUUGUAAAGUGUAUAGGAAGCCAUUCCUCUUAAUGUACUUCAGAAACUGCAUAAUAUUGUAGAACAAUUAAACACAUAAAUAAGGAAGAUUUAAAGUUACUCAAGUUAAUUUAUAUUGUAUUUCCAGUACCGUUUUUUUCAGUUGUGAUGGUGAGCUUAUGUGAUUCAUGCAUUUUGAUUUUGUAUUUUAAAAAUUAUUCAUGUUCUUGACCUGUAGGAUUAAAUUUUAUACCAACAAAGGAUGCUGAAUAUGAUUGGAGUGGUACCACUAGCCUGCUUCUCUUUAAUUGUAUGCAUAAAGCUUCCAGCCUCAAGCAGAAGGAGGAAAGAUGUACUCUUUGUUGUCUCUAAACUUCUGGCAGAGAAGAGAUUACAGAUGAUAAGUGAUACUAAUUUACUUCACUUGCAGGUUUUGCAGGACUUGAAGUAAACCAAAGUCUAGUCAAAAGCAAAGGAUAGUUUCCAAUGUGGUUAAUACAAAUUUUAGAAAACACAGUGAAUUUAUAUGUAGUAGUUAUACAGGGAUCACAACUCUUGUGUCUCCUCAGGCUGGGAAAAAAUAUUUUACUGCAUCAUCCUUGUAAUUGCUUCAAUCAGUUGGUGGUUAUGUCAAAGAUGUCUUUUUUGGCAGUUUUUUUGAGACUUGUUGGAUGGUGCUCUUAUACCUAACAGAUGUGACAGAUGGUUAUGAUACUAGAAAGAGAAUUCUUUACUCCAAUUUUGAAUAGGAAGUCCAAGAAAUAACUUUAGUGUAGAAAACAAAGCUUGGUACAAAUGUUUUUGCCAAAAGAAGUUUGCUAAUGGGUAUAUCUACUUUUUUCAUUUUAUGUUGGCAGUAGAGAAGGAAUUAAAGUGGAUGAUUCAGAAAUCUUCAGACAUGCGAACAAGAAAUAUCUUGAUAUUCUUAAAGCAUGGUUAUGUUUGUAUAACCAGACACUGCCCAUCUUCUAAGUAAUUCUAUUAAAUUCUUACAUGUUUCCUGUCAUAGAAAGAUUAAAAAUUUUUCCAGUACCAUUACAAGAAAAUCAAAUUUAAGAUAACUACAGUAUUCACAUUUUUUUUCCCAAUUUAUUUAUGAAAUAUACAUUUUUGUAAUGAGGAAUUCAGUGAUGACACUUCAUUAGCAUUUUGUAGGUGUUUACUGUUGUCCUCAGAGGGCUAGGAAUUCAUCUCAGGUUUUCAUAUAUGUAAUAUUUAAUGAAAAAUAAUCCAGUAUGCAAAAUACAGAUACAUGGUCUGAAUUUAUUCAGGAGCUAUUCACAUGUCCUCAGUGCCAGCUGAUGGGAAUGACUUAAUACGGGAGAUACUCUCUUUUCUUUUCCUUUAUCUGUUUUGUCUCCGUAAAGAAUUAAAACUUAUUUUUAUCAUAAAAGUCUCUUUUUAGCCUUGUAUGCUCCGCACCUCCUGCUUUCUGCCUUCCUUGCUAGUACCAACCUACUGUGGAAUACUGCAGUUAUCAAGGUGCCUUAUGCUAAGUAUCACUGUCUGUGAUUUUUAUUAGUAUAUUUUAUAUGCGUUGGUAUGUGUGUAACUACUAGGAUGCUUUGAUAUGAAAAUCUUGGUUGUAAAUCAAUAGGACUGAUUACAUUUUUAUUGAAUGUAUGUAAAUGUUAGAUGAUGAUUAAUGACAAAAGGUAUGGAAAGAUGCUUAUUUAUUCCUUGGAGGAUUCAAAAAUGUCACAAUGCUGUAGCAUAUAUUCUGAUAUCAUUACAGAGAGCUUUAAAAGGUAAUACACUUGUGCAGGUAUGUUAAGUGAUAUCAUAGACUCUCUAUGAAGUAAGAUAGUAAUGCAUAUGACAAAUUUUGCAAAUGUGGGUAAGAAUCAGAGCAUUUCCUUGUGUUGUGUUAGAUUGCAGUCUGGCACACCUCUCAUUCACAUCCUUUUUUCUGUAUGGUAUUUGUUAAUUUUUGUAGAUUUUACUCAUUCAAAACAAUGAGGUUUAAACAGUAUCUCAUAGACUGAUCAUCAAUGGAUCUAUGUAAUCUUCAGUUCAGUACAACAUAUACUAAUACUCAUCUCAUCUCUUGUUUGUUUGCAGUAGUUUAGAUUAGUCAUUUGUUCAUAGCUCUGGUCUCUUGAGCAUACUCCCAUGUUCAGACAGUAGACUUAAAUACAUGUUAGGAAUUUGUGAGUUGUCGUCUUGCUGGUGGAGUGAGCUAAGGGUUCCUAAGCCUUCCGUUCAAGGAAAAUGCAACAUAAAAGUAAGGAACAAAUUCUUACAUUACAAUUGUUGUAACCACAGAAGGUCUAAAACUGUUGGAAGUUGCAGUAUUUAGCCAUUGCAUCCCAUCCAACUUCACUUCUUUUAAAAGUGUUUUCAGGCUGUGUAGCCUCUCUUUCCAUGCUUCUGAAGCCUUGUUGUCUUGCAGGUUGGUCAGUCCUGCUGCCUGCAGAGCAACUUCUUCCUUUAAAAUACAGUUUCUGUCACCAUCCUAUUACCUACCUGGAAACUCUAGUCCUACCUGCUCCCAUCAAUCUGAGGACUACUUAGUCAGGAAAACAUUUUAAGGAGGUGGGUCAGCAGUGACGACCACAUUAAUCAAGUGCUCUGUUAAUGGCUUUUCUAUGUUGGUCUGUCAUGUAGAUGUCAUUUGCUUUCCUGGUUCAUGCUUCCUGGAAUGCAAUUCACUGUAUUCAAACCAUAAUAAAAGACGAGUUUUAUAAUUGACAAAGCUGUGUAUUUUUCUGCCAGCUUGUUUGUAAGAAAUGUCUUUGCUGUGAAUCACUGAAUAUGUUGAUUUGCAUGUAAUGAAUUAAAGGCAAACAGCUAAACCAGUUGUUACCCUGAAGGAUGUGUUCAACUUCUUAUCAGAAGAUUUUUUGGCUUCGUAGCAAGAAUUGAUAACCUCUGUGUGAGUACAUAUGUUCUGUAUGAUGUUAGUAUGAACUGGUGGUUCAGGAACUCCUUUGUGUGUACUUCACCCAUACCUGCUUCAGGGGAAAACAGCUGACAGAAGAGGGGGAGAUGGCUUGGGACAGUAACAAGUUCAUCCAUCUAACUGUGCAGAGACAACCCCAGCAAGUUUAUGUGGCUUCUAUGGAAAAAAUCAGCAAUAAGUGUGUGUUGUGCUCUGCCCUAUGGAAGUCUGUCCAGUAAGAAUUUCUCCAUGUUUUGUAAGCAUGUUAUCUCUUAUUAGUGUUUCUCUAGAUUUGAAACCACAAAGUUCCAAGAUUUUAGGCACACAAAAGUGUUAGUACAACUUAGUAAUAAAAAUUUUUAUUCAAUCAUUUUAAUGCAUGUUGAGCAGUUAGAUAUAUGUAGGAUACAUUUCAUUCUGUCACACUUCAUUCCUCUGUGAUACAACCUCAAGCAGAUGCUUAUUAGAUAUUUGGUUUCUGAAUAGUUUUGAGAGAGAGAAUGGAAAAUCUAGUUUCAGAAACCUGCAAGCAUCAGAAAAUAUCCUAUUUUUUCACCUGUAUCUUUUAUAACAGAUAGAAUCUAGGGUUUAGGUAUCUAUACUGAAUGCAUUGAUGGAGCUACAGCACAAAGAAAUUGAUGAUCUCUGUCUUAUCAUAUGAGGCUUCAUCUUUUAGAAUCCUGAAUUCUACCAGAGUGUGAUAGGUAAAAUAGACAGAACUUGUAGACUAAAAGUUUACAUGAUUUCAGUGGUAGGGGCUUCCUCUGUCAUUGUUAGUCUGUCAUUGUUACAGUUAACAUGGCACCGAGGCUUUUUAAUUUGUAGUUCUUUCUUUAUUGAUUAAGCACCUGGUGUCUUUUAGAGGAUGUUUCCUUUUUCCUUUCCUACUUGGACAAUUCUGCAUAUUAUGUUACAAUUUCUGGGUUAAUAAUAACAAUAGAGGUAACUAUAAAAUUGUAAAUGAAACUUAGUAGAAAUUAUGACAAGAUUUAAAAAGAUAUCUGACUGUUGUUAUGCAAAAUAAAUCCUUCUCUUCCAUCUAUCUAAGCCACCUCCUGUGCCCUCGUAACUCCUGCAGUGUUUUUAUGGGUAUGAAAACAUAUGUAAGAGUAAUAAUGAUCUGUACUUCUCUUUUCCAGUGCAGUAACAGAAGAACUUUGAAUUAAAAGGAAACCUGCUAGGGUUUGUCUUCCAUAAUCUUUUUAAAAUCUGCAUGUGUUAAUAUAUAUAUAUAGCUCCUGCAUUUUUCAGUUUUCUCUGUGACUCCUAUAUGUAAGAAAGCAAACUCUAAUCCCUGCUCUCUACAAAGAAACAUGCGUUUAUUCAGUACAAUGCAGUGUUUUUAUUUAUGAUGCGUUUAUUUUUUAUUCCUUCCCUUUAAAUGUACAAACUGUCCUCACUUCUAAGAAACCUAAGAGCUGAUAAAGGGCAUACCCAUUACUAUUACAAGUUGCUUUGUUUCUUCCUGUAAUACACCCUACCUUGGCAAUGCAGCCUCUCAGUUACCAUUUCAUUUGGCCUAUAAAUCACUCUGCAGCAUGCAAAGCAACCACAAAUGCAGAGUAAAUGAGAGCCUGACUUGACAAGUAUUUUAUAUGGCACAUUCCAAGGCUGUGCUUUGUAGUAUUCAUGUGUGCUCUAUUCCUUCCAAGAGGAAAUGAUGAAAUACAUAGAAUCGUAAAACAAAUAAAUACAUAAAGAUCAGAAAAAAGGAAGGGAUGGAGUGAGAAUAUUUAUUUUUUCUAAUGAAGAUCUAAGGGAUUUUAAAAGAAUCUGAGUUCUCAGCUUUGCAGGUUGCUGUCUGAUUAAUAUAAUAGAAAACCCUGAUUUUUUAGACUUUGAGAAAGCUGUUUAAAGUAUUUGAUAUGCUUGUUUCUAGAAAUACUGUAUCUGAUGAUAUUAAAAAGAAAAACCCAUUAACAGAUGGCAGAAAGUUAAAAAAAAUAGCAUAGUAUCACUUUAAACAAUAUAUGUCCAUAACUAUUCUGUUAUUCAGAAAUAUGUAAUUGCAUUGUUUUUAUACAGAGAAAAGUCUUUUUGAAAGGCAAACUAUUGAAAAGCAACGUGAUGAAUGCUUAAUGUCUUUUUGCCUAUCAAAAAAUCAGAAGGAACUUAACUGCCCGAAGGAUCUUAACUUAGUCUAGCAUACCAUUGUUCUUUUGCUGUGUUAGGUAUAGAAAACACACCUUUUGUGUAAUAAUGGGAAUAAGAAUGUGCAUCUUCUCUCUCCUGGCAUGAAACUGCAACCUGACCAUAGCCCAGCCACCAGCUACAAAGGAGCAGGAACAACAAAAGGAACUGAGCACACGUGAACAU